Ornithorhynchus anatinus (platypus) is the source of this 930-nucleotide messenger RNA. RefSeq names its product vomeronasal 1 receptor ornAnaV1R3175. The coding region runs from base 1 to 930 and encodes 309 amino acids. Lineage: Eukaryota; Metazoa; Chordata; Mammalia; Monotremata; Ornithorhynchidae. Gene Ontology annotation, biological process: G protein-coupled receptor signaling pathway. Gene Ontology annotation, cellular component: membrane. Gene Ontology annotation, molecular function: pheromone receptor activity. The record is from RefSeq and is marked inferred. The transcript has a single exon.
AUGGAUGCCCCUGACCUGGCUGUUGGUUUUGUGCUGAUCUUACAGAUGGGUGUUGGGGUCUCAGGAAAUAUUUUCCUCCUCCUGUUCUAUACCCACAGGGUCUCUGCCAUCCUGAAGCUCGGCUCCUCCGACUUGAUCCUCUUCCACUUGGCCCUGUCCAAUGCCAUAGUACUUCUUACCAGGGGAUUGCCCGAGAUAUUGUCAGCUUGGGGACUGAGGAAUUUCCUGAGCAAUGCUGGCUGUAAAAUCCUCAUGUAUCCUUACCGAGUGGGCCGGGGUCUGGCUAUCUGCAGCACCUGCCUCUUGAGCGUGGUCCAGGCCAUUACCAUCAGUCCCGGUACUCCCUGGUGGGCCACGCUUAAAGCCAGGUUGCCCCAGUGCAUCAUCCCUUCCUGCCUCCUGUCCUGGGGCCUCAGCCUGCUCAUUGAUUUCGAUGCGAUCAUGAAUGUUACAGGGCCCCGGAACAGCAGCAAUGUUCAACUCAUGCUGGACCACAAAUUUUGCUCCAAAGUCAGCAUCAGUGCAGAAACCACCCUGCUCAUAGCCAUCGUGCUCUUCCUCCGUGACGGGUUCUUCGUGGGGCUCAUGAGUGUGGCCAGCAGCUACAUGGUGUUUAUCCUGCACAGGCACCACCGGCAGGUCCGACAUCUCCAUGCGCCCGGACGGUCCCCUGGGGCUAUGCCCGAGGUCAGGGCGGCCAAGAGGGUCGUAGCCCUGGUCACCCUAUAUGUCCUCCUCUAUGGGAGGCAGACCAUCAUGCUCAGCAUCUUACUAAACAUGAAAGAGAAGUCCUCUCUGCUGAUGAACAGCCACAUGGUGUUGGGUUUCACUUUCUCAGCCGUGAGUCCGUUCCUGAUCAUUCAGGGUGACAGAAGAAUGAGGACAUUUUGGAAACGGGACUCUCCUGUUUCCAACCGGAAUCCCUCUUAG